AUGCUGUUACGUCCAACGCUCCCGAAGCCUCCUCUUUUUCGGCAGCAAUUCUGCGAAACUACGAGAAGCUACGCGGUACAGGCUCCAGGGGCAGCAACCCUAGAGGUAUUCAACCGGAGGACAAAACUCCUGCAGAAGGAGCGGGCGGGGAGAAAUAUCAAGCUUGGUCGCAAAGUUGACUAUCUUAAAGACGAGGUCGCAUUUCGCCUGAGUGAGCGGUUACUUGAUAUCAACCGCCAAUUCCCAAACGUUUUAGAUCUGGGCGCAAACAGUUGCAAUAUCGCGAAAGCACUCACGCAGCCAAUCCCUCCUCCAGAGCAGGAACCCAGAGAUGAAAAUAAACAGGCACGGGAGCAAAAUGAUUCUGAAGCGGCAGUGUUAUCACCACAUACUACUGUCGGAAGUCGAAUUUCAACGCUAACGUGCAUCGACGAAUCCCCCUCCCUCCUAUACCGCGAUGAAGAUCUCCCAUUCAAUUCCCGGCUGAAAAUUACACGCCAAGUGGUUCCCACUCUAGAAUCCCUCCCUUUUGGACCCAACACCUUCGACGCGGUCCUCUCCUCCCUCUCGAUCCAUUGGAUAAACGAUCUCCCCGCUCUCCUGACACAAAUAAACCAUAUCUUAAAACCAGACAGCCCUUUUAUCGCCGCAAUGUUUGGCGGCGAUACACUCUUCGAACUACGCACGUCUUUGCAGCUAGCAGACCUUGAACGGCGCGGAGGCGUGAGCCCGCAUAUCUCACCCUUGGCUGACGUCCGGGAUGUCGGGGGAUUGCUAGGAAAAGCUAACUUUAAGCUACUUACGGUUGAUGUGGAGGAUAUUGUGGUGGAGUAUCCAAAUACGUUUGCCUUGAUGACUGAUUUACAGGCAAUGGGGGAGAGUAAUGCUAUUCUGCGACGUGAGGCGGGACCGAUAUCAAGGGAUGUUUUGUUAGCUUGCGAAGCUAUAUAUAGGGAGCUACAUGGGGAAGGGGGGAGAGAAGGGAUUCCUGCUACGUUCAGGUUGAUAUAUAUGAUUGGGUGGAAAGAAGGAGCAGGACAGAGGCAGCCGUUGGCCCGUGGGAGUGGGGAGGUGAAUCUGAAGGAUAUACUGGGUGGAGGGGAUUUUGAACAGCGGUGA
Molecule: messenger RNA, 1119 nt
Organism: Histoplasma mississippiense
Lineage: Eukaryota; Fungi; Ascomycota; Eurotiomycetes; Onygenales; Ajellomycetaceae
Exons: 2
Coding region: 1-1119 (372 amino acids)
Biological process (GO): mitochondrial respiratory chain complex I assembly
Cellular component (GO): mitochondrion
Molecular function (GO): S-adenosylmethionine-dependent methyltransferase activity
Source: RefSeq, a predicted model, not a curated record